Danio aesculapii is the source of this 2683-nucleotide messenger RNA. It is a transcript of the gene mgat4b, whose product is annotated as alpha-1,3-mannosyl-glycoprotein 4-beta-N-acetylglucosaminyltransferase B. The transcript has 13 exons. Gene Ontology annotation, cellular component: Golgi stack; endoplasmic reticulum; endoplasmic reticulum-Golgi intermediate compartment. The record is from RefSeq and is a predicted model, not a curated record. The coding region runs from base 1 to 1260 and encodes 419 amino acids. Gene Ontology annotation, biological process: protein N-linked glycosylation. NCBI's taxonomy places the organism in Eukaryota, Metazoa, Chordata, Actinopteri, Cypriniformes, Danionidae. Gene Ontology annotation, molecular function: acetylglucosaminyltransferase activity.
AUGCAGUCUCCUCUUUCACACCACAACAAAGAUGAAGAGUGGAAACGUGCAGCUGGCCAUCUGAGCUCCAGGCUUGCCCAGGGGAAUGAGCCGCUAAUGUGUCCCAGCACUGGAUACUCCUCCUGGGGAAGCACUGGCGGGUCUCUCCCUGUACCAGACUGGAGGAUUCAGACGGAUCAACAAUAUGCAAAUAGCGUUGCUGACAACCUUAAGCGCCUGUUUCCGGGGGAGAUUCAGUCUGGCCUUUUGGAGAUCAUUUCUCCCUCUGUCCAUUUCUAUCCAGACUUCUCUCACCUCAAAGAGUCAUUUGGUGACCCUAAAGAGCGGGUCAGAUGGCGAACAAAGCAGAACCUGGAUUACUGCUUCCUGAUGAUGUAUGCCCAGACUAAAGGGAACUAUUAUGUACAGCUAGAGGAUGACAUUGUUGCUCGGCCAAAUUACUUCACCACGAUGAAAAAUUUUGCCCUGCAGCAGCCGUCAGAGGAGUGGAUGAUUCUAGAGUUUUCUCAGCUGGGCUUCAUCGGUAAAAUGUUCAAGUCAUUAGACCUGCCGCUGAUCGUGGAGUUCAUGCUAAUGUUUUACAAAGACAAGCCCAUUGAUUGGCUGUUGGACCACAUCAUGUGGGUGAAGGUGUGCAACCCGGAAAAAGAUGCGAAACAUUGUGACAGACAGAAAGCAAACCUACGGAUCCGCUUCAAACCGUCUCUCUUCCAGCAUGUUGGAACACACUCAUCCCUCGCUGGAAAGAUCCAGAAACUCAAGGAUAAGGACUUUGGAAAGCAGACAUUGCAUAAAGGUCAUGCUAACCCACUGGCUGAGGUCACCACCAGUCUGAAGACAUACCAGCACUUCACCCUGGAGAAGGCUUAUCUAGGAGAGGAUUUCUUCUGGGCUUUUACACCUGUCGCUGGAGACUUCAUACGCAUCCGCUUCUUCACACCUGUCCGAGUAGAGAGGUAUUUCUUCCGCAGUGGAAACAUCGAGCACCCCGGAGACAAGCUCUUCAACACUACAGUGGAGGUUCUUCCUUUCGACAAUAUCCAGUCAGAGAAAGAAGCACUGAAGGAGGGAAGAGAGAAGACACCGAAGUACCAGCGCACAGAAGAUGGCUUCAUCAGAAUAGGGAAGUUUGAGAACGGCAUCGCGGAGGGGGAAGUGGACGCUUCUUUCGGGCCGCUGGAGGCUCUGCGGCUCUCAGUACUGACGGACUCUCCAGUGUGGGUGAUUCUCAGCGAGAUUUUCAUCAAGAAAGCCGAGUGACUGAAGUUCAUCAAUACCUCAUGACUUGAGCAGUUGUGUGGUGCAGGAUUGGAGUCUCCUCCACAUGAGCUCCUCACAGCAGUUUCUUUAGCUUGGUCCAAUAGCGCCAACUGCUGGCGACAAGCUGUUCUAGCAGGGUAGAGAAGGCCAGGCCACGGCGUCACACAAAAGACACACAGCUCGAGCUGUCAGACGCGCCGCAGUGGCUGGAAGACGCUGUAUUUUUUUGUAAACUGUAUUUAUAUGUACAUAUGCCCAUGAUUGAGUUCCUGUAAUUACACUGGUUUGUUGUCAAGGGCUUCCUGGAAACUCUGACAUUCAACAAAAAUGCUGCUUUUGGAAUGGAAGACUCUUAAUUUCCUACUCGAGAUUCAAUCUUUUUUCUUUUUUUUUCAAAGAGUUGGGUUUGUUGUUAAUUAGUUGACAAGUGAUUCUAUUUAGGCUUCUCCAAAUGAUGUAUUUAUAUUAUUUAUUAUGAUACAUUUGAAGUAAACACAGGCAAAUGGCCGCUAGAUAUGUGUUUGUUUGUGCACAGGCCUAGCGUGUGUGGUUUUUUUCCAAAGUCGGUCCAAACAAUUCGUUAUGACGAUGAGAAACGUUUAAUGUAACUACUAGAGUAUGCUGCAAAACCAUUUCUUUGGAAAAUUGAAGCGCUGGACUUUUCUUGUGAUAAUUAAAGUAAAAUCUAUCGAAACUAACAGGAUGGGGGAGCCUCCAAAACCUUUUUGUUACAUCUUUUUUUAUUAUUGUUAUAAUUUUUUUUACUUUCUAAUCAGGUAGCUAUAGCCUAUUAUUUCUUGCAAUAUGUUUUUUCUCUCCUCCUCUUCCUGCCUUAAUGUGACGCAGUAGUGCGCUAAUGUGGACAUUUUGUUUGUUUGUUUGUUUGUUUGUUUUUUUACCUUAAAGCCAAAAACCGAAAUUUAGAAAGACAAAGCAAAAUCCUUCUCGAAAAUAAUCUGUACAGCUCAGUGUGAGUCAAUGCGCUGGUGUUUAGAUGCUCGGUUUGCUCUCUGGUGAUAGAAAUAAUUCAUAUAUUAUCAGAUGCUACACAGAUCUGUCGGGGGUCCUGAUUUUUUAUUUCCAUGCCUUAAAAUGCCAUUUUCUGUAAGUGUUUAGUUUAGUAAACAGUUCAGGCAUCAGGAUAUGGUUCUUUUGGUGAACUGAACAGUCGACAUGUUUGAGAAGAUCUUACAACUUAUUUUGUCAAAAGGAGAAAGGUUGUUGCAGCAAAAGAACAGCAUCUGUCUUACAGCAAUGCUGAAGAAACACCAUGUUGUUUUACAGCACAGGCAAAGGGGAUAUAAAGACCCUUCAACUUUCACUGGCUCUACAUUGUUUUCUCUUAAUUCAUUUGAUCCAUGAUCUCAGAUGAAAAUGUAAUGCUCCUGUCAAAUGAUUUGAAUAAAAUCAAAGUUCAAACUUG